Molecule: messenger RNA, 1035 nt
Organism: Marchantia polymorpha subsp. ruderalis
Lineage: Eukaryota; Viridiplantae; Streptophyta; Marchantiopsida; Marchantiales; Marchantiaceae
Source: the annotation of a GenBank genome assembly
UUUCUGCAUCUCAUCUAUCUGCGGUAUCGAGCAGGAGCAUUCAUUUCACUACGUCAAGCUUCCGCUUUUGUACGUGCCCCUCCGAAGAAGACUUCCACAAAAAUGGAGAAGAACUCUGCUUUGAGCAAGAUGUACCUCUUAGUGCCCAUGUUCCUCUUCGGGUUUUCCACCAUGGCUGAUGCCGUGGACAUCAUCUUUUAUUCGAACACUGGAGCUUGUUCCGGGUCCGGAUACUCGUUCAAUGGCAUCGCCAGACAAGUUUGCUGCGUCGCAAACGGCGGAUCGGUUCUAUUUCGAGACAUGGACGGCUGCAAGACCAGCCGCGUCUACAGAAACGGCGGUUGCAACAAUAACCAAGUCGGCUCUGCCACUGGAAACAUCUGCUACGUCGGCGGAGGGUUCACAUCCGGCUACUGGUACCAGAGCUGCAGACGCCGCUCGCUGCUCGAUGACGCUACCUCAGACAUGACUAAGUGCUUGAGCCAAGCCAAGCCCACAGGUCUUGUCUUCACGGAGGAUUCAUCCAAAGGCUCCUGGAUCCUCAAAUCCUCAAAUGCUGUUGAAUUGUCGUCUCAGGUCGAGAAUAUGACCGAUGCAGAGAAAGUCAAUUGGUUCAAAGCCAACGGUGCAAGUUUUGAGAACACUUCUGUUACCCAGAACGUGGACUUGAACUGAUGAAUUCUCGAGCAAGAUUUCGCGAGAUUUGGCAGGAGAACUGUUUUCACAAAUAAAUGUCUGUCUCGUGUCUAUGAGGAAGGUCGUGUUCAUUACGGUCUUGUAGUAGUGCACUUCCUGGUACUCAUAGACCCUUUCGGGGGAAGAGAAGUUGAACCUAUCUUUACAUAUACUUUACGAUUGUCGCAGUAUAUCGUGUCUGACGAUGCAGUGAGGAUCUAGUUUUGUUUGUGUUUUGUGUGAGUAAAGCUUGCAUUCUGAUAUCCCCUAGCAACUCAGCCUUGAGUGCCCUGAACAAAUAGGGUGAUCAAGUAAAUGCUUUGCUACUUGCAAAGCCGAUGUAAUAAUGAGGGAUAUCAA